UAGACACACUUGGAAUCCGUAAACUGAUGAUAAAAAGCUGCCAAUCUCUGCACCAAAGGCAUAAAUCAGCCAACCGAGGAACUUGGACAACCCCAGGGACUCACCGGCGCAGCCAGUAAAAUCUCCUGCAACGGCGUUAGCUACCAACAUAAAAAUCGAAGUCCGCAGCUCGAGCAGAGGGCAUAGAGACGCUAUCGACGCGAGCCGUAGAGAUGGCCACGCUCGUCGACACCACAGCGGCCUUGGAAGCAACAAAGCUCGACGACGCGGCCGAGCUCAAGCGCCAGCGGCUAAGGGACAAGAAGCGCCGCCAGCGACAAAAACAAAAAGAAAAGAAAAGAUCUCUCACGGAGCGCCGCGACACGCCGGGCAAGGGCCAAGGGUUAUUUGCGACCCAAUCAUUGGAAGAGGGCGCUAUCGUCGCGAGGCAGCCGCCCGCCCUCUCCGUCGUCUUCGACGCGCACUCGCAGACGGUCUGCGGUUUUUGUUUUAAGCCCGAUACUACUGACAAGAAGACCAUUAAACUAGUGAAGAGAGAUGGCAAGGUCGGUGUGGUUUUCGCGGACGACGAGCAUGGGGCGGCGGUGGUUACGAGGUUGUCUGCCACUGGUGCCAACUCGACAGCAGACAUCAAACAAGGAGACGUGCUCAUAGGCGUCCACGGUGCGUUAGUGGCGACGACCGGUCAGGCAUUAGAAGCGCUGCGGAACGCUCCUGCAGCUUUCGAGGCCGUGUUCAUCCGACCAUCCCUACUCAUCUGUCGGGACUGCGGCCGCUUCGCCACCUGUAAAGACUGUGCCGAGCAAGGGAGACAUAAGUGGCACGCUCAUGAAUGUCAACUGUUCCAGAAUCUGCCAUCCUCGUCGAAGCGCGGCGAGACGUCUCCGGUCCGAUUACUACUGCGGUACCGCGCUUCCGCGGACAUCGGCGACUGGUCCACUGAUAAAGAGACCAUCGAUGAAGUGCGUUCACUAGUGACGACGAAGGGCGGCAUCGACGCGUCGACGGCGUUAGCUUUACAAAAGUUAACUGGCGUCCCUUCGGACGUCUGUUCUUUACUCAUCGGAACGAUCCGGGGCAACGCCGCGGCCGUCUUCAGGAACAAUCAUAGGGUGGCGUGCGCGCUGUCGGCGAAGGUCGGCUACUGCAACCACAGCUGCGCGCCGAACUGUAGUGCCUCCGUCGAUGCGGACGGAAAGUGCGUCCUGACCGCUACUACUUCUGUUACGAAGGAUGAAGAACUGACAAUAUCGUACGUCGACGCCAAUCAACCGGUGGAGCAACGUAGAGCCAUCCUCCAAGAGCAUUAUGAAUUUAGAUGCGAGUGUGUGAAGUGCGUCAAGGAUUCGCGCGCUUUGCUGAAGCUGAAGGCGCGGUCGCGGGGCAAGGAGCAUCUGCAGAAUACCUCUAGAUUAGCGCGGGAGCAGUACAUGCACGCCCAUGUGAAGGGGGGGAAGUCGACGGGGGUCUAAGCGCGAUUUUGAAA
This is a messenger RNA of Pelagomonas calceolata, 1486 nucleotides long. The record is from the annotation of a GenBank genome assembly. Lineage: Eukaryota; Pelagophyceae; Pelagomonadales; Pelagomonadaceae.